AUGCCAUGCACAAGCUCAUCUCCGCCGCCUCUGAUCAAUGGUCCCUGGAGGAAGCCGGCCACGACACCCAACUUACACGUCCACAUUCCCUUCCCCCACGUCCUCAUCCUCGCCCACUCCACGAACUGUUGGGCUCAAUGCUCGCCGCCAUUUCCCCUGGACGAAACAGACUUCUGCGUGCCCUCCCCAAAUCUCCAAGCGGAACGGAUCCCCUCCCUACGCCAGGCAGUCCGCCACGACCUAGUCGACAAAUUCUGUACCGCCGAAUCUGCCCAGGUCGCGAUGAAAACGGACCCUGCCAAGGGCAUCUGCUUGCUCAGACUCUAUCUGGGCCGCAGGACCUCGACCCCGGACAAUUGCCAGAAUUUCCAGAUCCACGACUUCCCGUGCUACCUGGAUCAGAUGACGACUCUGGGCUUGGAUACGCACUACAUCGCGGCACAGAUCGGUCGUGCCCUCGCCGUGCUGCACUUCGAGACGAGAGUGGACAGGCGAAUACGUGGCGGCAGGCGAGCAAGUGGAGGAGGGGACAGCCUGGGCGGCGACCAUUUGGUGCUUGGACUUCAACCAGUGCCAACCCGUAUCCUUUGCUCACGACGGAGGUGGGCUCCCAACCUCUACCUCGCCCGCACCAACCUUGAGCACUACCACCAGCACCACUGCCACCACACAGAACGUCCACUAGGAACCAUAAAAUGCAUUGCGGCCUACUUCGCCAACGACCCCUACUUUCCCCGCCCGCACCAGCCCGAGCUGUGGACCAUCUUCUCGAGAACCUACGCGGGCAUGGCUGGGCAGAUCGGAUGGGCCGCCGCCGCGGCGCACGGCGAAGACGUCCUGGGCGGCCCGGAGAGGAUGAAGAGUCUGGCGAGGGCGUUCCUCCGGGGCAUCGAAGAUAUAUUCAAAAAGGCGCGGAUCAAACGGUGUCCCGUCGAAGAUCGAUUGGCCUGA
Fonsecaea erecta is the source of this 951-nucleotide messenger RNA. RefSeq lists its product as hypothetical. The record is from RefSeq and is a predicted model, not a curated record. The coding region runs from base 1 to 951 and encodes 316 amino acids. Lineage: Eukaryota; Fungi; Ascomycota; Eurotiomycetes; Chaetothyriales; Herpotrichiellaceae. The transcript is spliced from 2 exons.